UUAUUAAGACCUAUAAGGCAGAGUAUAUGGCAAUACAAUUUCAUAGUUGCCAAGUCAACAUGUUCCAUCGCCACUCGUGAUCCAACUCCAAGUUAGACUGAUCACGAUAAGGCAGCGAACGUGAACAUUCUGCUCGAUGUUCGCCUCCAGCGAUCUACAAGUUGCUUCAAGUCUCGUAUGCAUAUCGUCACUUUGCAAUCACGAUUAAUGUGUCACCCAGCGUUUUCAUCCGGCUGCAACUGCUUUGUCUCAACGCUGAUCCACAUCCGCUUCCCUCCUGACUCACAAUGCUUCUCAGACGUCCGUAGCCUCCAUUCCGUUCUUCAGACGGCCCAACGCACCUCGGCUCGGCCAGUUAUCUUAUCCAGGCUCCGCAGCUCUCCAGUGCCGUCCAUCGGCCCGAUUCCAACCACGGACCAAAUCAUAAAUCCCAAACCGCGCCGCGGCGGCGAAUCCUGUCCUUCCUUUCCCAUCGUCAUCCUGACCACCACGACUCUUAGUCUCACGACUCCCACGCCCGCGGCAGUGCACCGUUGCCACCAGGAACACCCCGCGCACACUAGCCGCAUACGCCCACGCACGCUGCCCACCCUUUCAUUAAACGUUCCACUCUUUGUGCCGCUUACCAGCCCGCUGGCACCGGCCUUCCGCGCGGCUAGCAGUCGUUAUCGCGACUGGAUGCGCCUGGGUGGGCAGCGGGGGUGGAGCAUGCAACUGGGCGUUGGGGAGUGGGUCUUGAGUCGUUCUAGAUCAGGGGCGCGCGUAGGGCUGCAGCUCCACGACACGACACUGGCAAGGACGACAAGCACGAUGUGCGGCAGGCACACCCAUGUCUGCGAGGGCGCCGGGGAACCGCGAGGCAGCGCUGGUGGUGUGACGGCGGGUCUGGAAUGUUUUUCGAAGCAUGUGCGAGAUGAAAGGGGAUGUGCUCGCGUUUGCGUUUGCAUUUCCCGCUGCCGCGUUGGCGGUGGGCUGGCGUCCCCUGCGUGCUGAUCUGGGAUACGAUGGGUGCGACGUCGUUGAGGAUUUUCCUUGCGUUGCGGGGGCCCCUGGUCCCCGACAGUCUCGCGAUCCUCAUCCCCUUUCCCCCGAUGACAUCCGAGCUGUGCUUGUGGGUUCUCGGCGCCCCGGGCGAUGGAAGUUUCUGGGCGACUUCGCUUCGUUUCGCCCCGCUGGUGGUGUGGCAGAGAUAUUGGGAACGCCUAAGGCUGCUACAACGCAGCGGGGCGGUUGGGCACAGAACACAUAGGAGAAAGAGGAGAAC
Molecule: messenger RNA, 1264 nt
Organism: Paraphaeosphaeria sporulosa
Lineage: Eukaryota; Fungi; Ascomycota; Dothideomycetes; Pleosporales; Didymosphaeriaceae
Exons: 1
Coding region: 178-993 (271 amino acids)
Source: RefSeq, a predicted model, not a curated record